This is a messenger RNA of Melanotaenia boesemani (Boeseman's rainbowfish), 2162 nucleotides long. It is a transcript of the gene gins2, whose product is annotated as GINS complex subunit 2. Gene Ontology annotation, biological process: DNA replication; double-strand break repair via break-induced replication. Gene Ontology annotation, cellular component: GINS complex; nucleus. The record is from RefSeq and is a predicted model, not a curated record. The transcript is spliced from 5 exons. NCBI's taxonomy places the organism in Eukaryota, Metazoa, Chordata, Actinopteri, Atheriniformes, Melanotaeniidae. The coding region runs from base 71 to 631 and encodes 186 amino acids.
UUGGUUUAUUGUAGGUUUAUACAAUCGGCAGCGCGGGAACAGUUCGCAGCGUGUUGGUUUAGUUAGAAACAUGGAUCCUUCAGAAGUCGAGUUCCUUGCCGAGAAAGAGUUAGUGAAGAUAAUACCAAAUUUCAGCCUGGAUAAAAUCUAUUUGAUUGGGGGAGACUUGGGUCCCUUCAACCCUGGACUGCCUAUUGACGUUCCGGUGUGGCUGGCUCUAAACUUAAAACAGAGACAGAAAUGUAGAAUAGUUCCCCCUGAGUGGAUGGAUAUCGAGAAACUGGAGGAGAUGAGAGAGCUUGAGAGACAAGAGGAUACCUUUACAUCUGUUCCCAGUCCUUAUUACAUGGAGCUGACCAAGCUGUUACUGAACCAUGCGUCUGACAACAUUCCUAAAGCAGAUGAGAUCCGCACGCUGGUCAAGGACAUCUGGGACACUCGGAUCGCCAAACUCCGCCUGUCUGCUGACAGUUUCAUCAGUCAGCAGGAGGCUCAUGCCAAGCUGGACAACCUUACUCUGAUGGAGAUCAACACCAUACGAGCGUUCCUUCUCGAUUCUCUCAACUGCAUGUACAAACUGCGCUCCAAUCUGCAGCCUGGCUCCAGUAAGGGGCAGUUCAUGGAUUACUGAUCCCAAACAUCAUGGCCUGUUGAACUGAUUGGGACCUAGCCUGAAGAAAGCCUUGGGUCAGUCAUACUAUGGUUUCUGCUUGCCAGUCAAGCCUUGUAUUACUGGAAAGACUAUGUAUCUGCAAUUUGUGAUAAGUGCAUAUUUAAUUGAAUUGAAAUGGUAUUUUUUUAAGUACAUGACUAAAUAAUUGUGUGCAUGUGUAUGUAUUAAUAUAUCUGGUGUGUAUUUUCCUUACAUUUUUAAUGUCUAAUUGUAUGUAUCUUUUUUUUGUUGUUUGUUCAUGUAUAAACUUAGCACAAAGAAAUGAGGAAAUGUGUGUUUGGUUGAUUAUUUGUCCCUUUUAAUAACUGGUGUCGCAUUAUACAUUAGAAAUUGAGGGACCUUAACCCACUGUUAACUGUUCCUGAGUGUCAUAAUAAGGUGUGACACUACUCCUUGUGCAACUAGAAUGGGUAAAAUGCAGAGCAACAAUUUCCCAGUGGGCAUGAAUACAUAACACAUUAUUAUAACUUGUAAAAAUCAAGCUUCUGUGGAAUGGGCAACACAGCUAAAUGUGUGGGUAGUGCCCCAGAAAAAUGUGCCAAAAUCUCCUUCAAUAUUCUCCUGUUGGUAUUCACUCGUGCUUUGAUUAGAUGCCAGUCACACAUCUGCGGUAGCACAUACCUGGCAGCACUUGAAUCUCAAAACAGGAGUGAAUACAGUACCAACAGGAAAGUGAUUUGGGUCACUACCCAGACAUUUAGCUGUUGCUCAAUCUACAAAUGCACAAUUCUUACAAGUUAUACCUCAUUGUUAAGGUUACUAAUUAAGCUUUCCAGCUAUGUAUUAUACAGUACUGCUUGGUAUUAUUUAUAGGAAGAAAUAAUCCAAACACAGUUCCUUAAAUUUCUUUUGCUAUGUUUAUCACUGAUCUUCACCGGAGGUGUUUUGCAGGUUAACUUUCUUAAUACCUUAACUAGCAAAGAAAAGCCACAUAACGGAAAUAUAAAAUGGUAUUUUCAUCUUAAUAUAGAUAUGUUGGAUACAUUUCCACUUAAGACUUUUACAGAUCUUAAGACAAAAAAGUAAUCCUCAAGUUAAGAUAAGACAUACUUUAUUUAAGUUGCCCAUCAUACCAGCACCCACAAACAAAGUUUGAUAUUUAACAUUUUUGAAGUAUUUUAUUCUCUUUUUUAUCUGAAAUCACAGCCAUAUAUUCAUAAAUACCUAAUUACUACAUUCAACAAAGAAUAUAUUACAUUACAAUGAAUUCAAACAAGUACAUUUUAAAAACAGGAUUUCACAGCAUCUAGACAUCCUCCACUGAGUAACGGGGCUAUUGCAUGGGCGUGCGUGGGUUGGAGACACAGGGAGGCUGAGUAAGAGGCUUCUCUUACUGCACCUUCCUCCCCAGCUAAUUGGCAGCUUACCUAAGCAUGCAUGCUCCCUCAUUUACUGACAGGCUGCACUGUUGGCUCUUGACUGCUGUGUAAAAAGAGAAGUACACUCUGUAUUCCUCUGAUCUGGCUUAGGCCUCAUUGAUAAAAUAAAA